Aedes aegypti (yellow fever mosquito) is the source of this 1398-nucleotide messenger RNA. RefSeq names its product gastrula zinc finger protein XlCGF53.1. Gene Ontology annotation, cellular component: nucleus. The coding region runs from base 116 to 1354 and encodes 412 amino acids. NCBI's taxonomy places the organism in Eukaryota, Metazoa, Arthropoda, Insecta, Diptera, Culicidae. Gene Ontology annotation, biological process: regulation of transcription by RNA polymerase II. Gene Ontology annotation, molecular function: zinc ion binding; DNA-binding transcription factor activity; RNA polymerase II cis-regulatory region sequence-specific DNA binding. The record is from RefSeq and is a predicted model, not a curated record. The transcript has 4 exons.
CGGUACGCGGCGCGGCACGCUGGACGACGAAGCUUCUCGCGUGAUCGCUUUACCAGUAAAAGGAAGCCUUUCGUUGCGUGCGCACACUUUGCCUAGGUACUUCGUCGGUCCUCGAAUGGCCACAAUGGACAUCUGCCGGCUCUGCAUGGAGGCUAGCAACCUCAACCAGUCUAUGGCUGAUGAAACCAUCCAGGUGAUGGUUGAAGACUGUAUUCAAAUCAAACUGGAUGUCCCCAACGAGCUCCUUCCGCUGGAUAUUUGCGACGACUGUUAUUACCGAGUGAAGGAUUUUUUCGAAUUCAAAGAAAACUGCCACACCAUUCAGGAAAUGCUGCAGAAGGAGAUUGAGGAAAACCGACGCGAACAGGAGGAAAAUAACAAAUCCUGUGAUGUGAAUUUAUUCGGUGAUGAUAUCCAGUACUCCGACUAUAUCGAGGACAGUUUGAUUUUUGGCGAAAUAUCGACUGAUGAUCUGAUGAGUGAUUUGCAAAAUAGUUGCACCAGCAGUAGUGACACCGACAUAGAUAAGAUUGCAAAUGAAAUUUUCAAUCAAAGUAAUUUUGUUCUUAAUAGUGAUAGCAAUAAUAAUGAGAAUAACAAUAAUGAGAACGAUAAUAGUAUCAUCAAUGAAAAUAGUGAUAUCACAAAUGGAAAUUUGUUAAUUGUAGUAAAUGGGUACAUCGAUAGUGAAGGCAACAUUAACGAAGAACCUGUGAAAGACAAGACUGAAGUGCACGAUUCCGAAACUGCAAGUAUCGAAAGCAAGAAACGCAUGAUCAAACGCUGUUACAGAAACGAGUAUACAUCGGCAUUGCUGACGUGUGAAAUGUGUGGGAAAAUGAUUCACAAGACGUUACUUCCGGGUCACCUGAAUAUGCAUAAUGGCGUGAAACCUUACGUUUGCCCUCGGGAAGGAUGCAAGUCGGCAUUCCACUGCAAGCACAAGCUGAAACGGCACCUGGGAUACAAACACACCGAUGGAAAUUUUCCGUGCAAUGAGUGCGACAAGAUAUUCAACUCGAAUCUGGCCCUGUAUCAUCACCAGUUUGCGACGCAUCAACUGAGGGACAAGGCGUGCAAAGAGUGCGACAAGAAGUUCCGAACCGCUCACGGUCUCAACAGGCAUAUGCAGACUCACAAGCAAGAGAGAAAAUUUAAGUGCUCCCACUGUCCGAUGACCUUCGCGAAAAGUUCGCUGUGCGAGAGUCACAUUCGGGUGCAUACCACGGAACGCCCGUUCGUGUGUUCGAAAUGUAACGCCGACUACAGUUACCGUCGACUGCUGGUCAAUCACAUAAAACGAAAGCAUCCCGGCUCGGAAGCUAUACUACAGGCCAUUGAAUGUGCUACUUAACUUAGAGAAGAUGCAUUAUUAGAAGAUAAUUUGGAAGAAGUUAA